Moneuplotes crassus is the source of this 366-nucleotide messenger RNA. NCBI's taxonomy places the organism in Eukaryota, Ciliophora, Spirotrichea, Euplotida, Euplotidae. The record is from the annotation of a GenBank genome assembly.
AUGGAUUUGGUCGGUAAGCAGAGACUGGUAGAGAUUAAGUCAAGGAAUAAGAGCACGAAGUUCUCUAAAAGUUUAUUAGUGGAAAAAUUCGAACGUACUCCUUUUAAAGCUCGUUUCUCAUUAAUCAAGCCAAAGUCUCGAGUAUUUAGCAAUAUGAAGGGAGUUGAUCAGGGCUUUCAGGAGCUUCUACAGCAUGAUCACAUAUCUGCUCUUCGUGAGCUAGAUCUAUCUCUUCAUUACUGUGAAGACCAAUCAAUAGUUGUAACUCUUCCAAGUAAGAACAGGAUUUUUGAUAUCAAAAACAGGUUGAAGUGAAUAAGUAAGACUGUUCGGGACUGAAUAAAACGCUCUCACAAAGAUUUUUAG